Haliotis rubra (blacklip abalone) is the source of this 2824-nucleotide messenger RNA. RefSeq lists its product as uncharacterized. The record is from RefSeq and is a predicted model, not a curated record. Gene Ontology annotation, molecular function: chitin synthase activity. Gene Ontology annotation, cellular component: cell septum; cell periphery. Lineage: Eukaryota; Metazoa; Mollusca; Gastropoda; Lepetellida; Haliotidae.
AGUGGCGACAUUUGGCGUUAAACUGUCAGGCCGUGAACAGGGAGUAGAUUUCUACGUCGCUAGAAACGCAUGGUCCUUAGUGCAAGAUAAGAUAUUUGCACGCUCUUUAAAACAGUAUCCCCUACAGAAAACCACGGAGGGUUGUGCCGAGUUAAGAAACCAAAGAACCAAGUGGCUAGUCACAUCGCUACGAGUGUCUGUAUGUACAAUACUGGAGAGAGGUUGCAAAGGGCAAUAAUUCUAACACUUGGAGUAUAAUUAGUGGAGACUGCACUCAACCGUGACGGCGUCGUGCCAAGAUGAAACUUGGCCAGGUGCUGUUGGCAUGUGCGUUGUGUUUGGUGGGCGUGGGCUUCUUCACGUCCCUGAAGACCUCCUUCCUGUAUCUCUUGGCCUUGAAACAACAGUCUGAUGGCAAACAGUGGUAUGCAGCAUUAUUUUUCGUCUUGCUUGUCCCUGAGAUUGUCACCUUUCUCCGAAUCAUCUGGGGCAGUUCCUUUGCGGUCAAAGGUCGACUAGCAAGAUGGCCUCCGUGCAAAAUCAUAUUUAUCGGCAUGUUCACGACAGUCCUGGAGUCAGCGGCCCUGGCGUUCUUCACCCUGGAGGUCUCCCCCCAGCUCCCAGGCUACCUGGUCCUACCCUUGAUGAACGUCCUGCUGUUCCUGCAGGUACUCAUCGAGCAGUGGAAGAGAUCCACGACACGAAACUUCCUGCCAAACCACAACGCGCCGUCACCAUCUUUCGUGUCGCGAGUCCUGCACAGUGUGGCGGCCAUUUUCGGAAUCAGCAUAUUCAUCCUGUCAGCCUGCCUCCUGAUCAUCCUUGACAUAACGGAAAUGCCAAGAGUUGUCGCCCUUAUCGCAGCAGUUCUCGCCCUUUCUGUAGUGUGGAGCCAGCCAAUCAAAGUUUAUAUAUUUCAAGCAGAAUGCCCGUCGGAACCCGUCCGAUACAACAUCUCUCUUCUCCUGUCCUUUGUAAGAAUCGUAUCCCUGGGAAUAUUCUCGAUGGCUGUGAUUCCUAUGGGCGGUAAAGUCGAUAUAUAUGAUUCACCAAAGUUCCUAUGGGAUGGGAUAACAUCGCUGGGUGAGAGCCGUGUCUUAAUGUCCGUCCUUGCAGUUAACUGCUGUGCAGGCCUGCUGACGUAUGCCUUGACCCGAAUCUCCGCCUACUAUACCACGACAUGGUCCGGUAUUCUCAUCCCAUCCAUCUUGUCCACAACAAUUGCAUCAGUCAUUUACAUUCUGAACUGUUUCGAUGGUAUCUACCUCACGUUGAGUGUGGAUGUGUGUCCAAUGUCAGAGGAAAGUUUGAUCGUUGCUGGAUUUGUCAUCCUAUUAUGGCUUCUUCCUAUGCUUAUCAUGAGAAGGAACUACUUUAUACCAGCUGAUACUUUCUUCAAACCAGAACACGAGAAUUUCAUCACCUUUGGCUACAGUGCUGUGUUCUUCGACCAACACUCUCUUCUAAACUAUUAUCCGUGUCCUUUGAUGUUCCGCGAGACAGGAUUGAACGGAAACGGAAGAAGCCGGGUGUUCAUGUGUACAACUAUGUACAGAGAGGCUGAUUAUGAGAUGGAACAACUGCUAAAAAGUCUUGCCAAAAUAUCAAAAUCUCAACGCCUUAAAAAGAAGAAAAUAUACAUAGAAGCCCACAUAUUCCUCGAUAAUGGCGCUGACGGAUUAACACUGAAAGAAUUCGCUCUUCAACUUAUGGCUUUGGUACAGAACUGCCUGGCUGUCGGUCGGUCAGAUGGAAGCAUACACAAAAACUCCUUACGGUCUGCAAUCUCAUGCGUCCUUCCCGGUGGUAUGCCAUUGUUUGUUCAUCUCAAAGAUCCUACAUUUGUUAAGGCCAAGAAACGCUGGAGUCAAGUGAUGUACAUGAAUUAUAUCAUGGAUUACCGUAUCAAGAUGACAACUCAGAUCGCUGACAUACAGCAUCAGAUCAAGCUGAAGAAGGAGGUAGGACCUACGAAGUACACGCAGAUGAUCAUGCAGAUCAGGUCCCUUCUUGAAAACCUCAAAAGGAUCAAGAUGAGGAACAAGAGAAGAGAUCGAUACACAGUAAGUGUGGUUCGGCAUACAGUUCCCGAUCAAGGGAUUGAAACUGGAGAUGACAUGUCUGGAGACCUCCAGUCAAAGAUACCAGGUGAAGAACGAGUUGCUGCCACCGAAAUGGCUGCCGGAAUUUACAUCGGACUCAGCCUCACUAGUCAUGCGCCUAGUCUGUCCAGACAUCAGGGCUCAGCGAGGGAUCUCAAUAUGCUGGAGUUUGCCUCUGAUGAGAAGAUAGCCACAAUAUCUAAGGAUAACACAGAGUUGGAUCUGUCCCAGUUAACACCGACAUACGACGACAGGACGUAUAUCCUGGCGACAGAUGCUGAUAUGCAGUUUAAUGACAUGAGCGUUCUUGACCUGGUCGAAACCUGCAACAGCGAUCUUCGGCUAGGAGCUGCUUGCGGCCGGACGCAUCCUAUGGGGAAGAAGAAACACCCAAUCGUCUGGUUCCAGAUGUUUGAAUAUGCUAAAGAACGCCUUCUCAUCAAAUUCGGGCGAGGAUCACGAUGGAUGUGUACAUUGAUGAUGUUACGGGGCUGGAAGCUCCAGUAUUCCACUACCGCCUACAACGGCACCUACUGCCCAGAUACUGUGGAGGAGUUCAUCAGAGCAAGAAGACAACUGGAUUCUCUCGAGUUUUCUCAACUUUCGCUGAUGGUGUUCCGCAAUCUUCCGCAACUAAUCCGCAGUAAUGGGUGCUUCUCCAUCAUCUAUGCAAUCUACUUACUCCAGUUGUUGUUCUUCAUCGUGUUUCUCUCUCCUGUUAG